Phytophthora nicotianae INRA-310 is the source of this 1620-nucleotide messenger RNA. RefSeq lists its product as hypothetical. NCBI's taxonomy places the organism in Eukaryota, Oomycota, Peronosporomycetes, Peronosporales, Peronosporaceae. Gene Ontology annotation, molecular function: ATP hydrolysis activity; ATP binding; microtubule motor activity. The transcript is spliced from 4 exons. Bases 1 to 1620 code for a protein of 539 amino acids. The record is from RefSeq and is a predicted model, not a curated record. Gene Ontology annotation, biological process: microtubule-based movement. Gene Ontology annotation, cellular component: microtubule; kinesin complex.
AUGCAGCGUCCACGCCGCCUGUACGUGCAAGCUCAUACCACUGGGAACAGCUCUGGUCGACGAAGCUUCGACUUCGACUUCAUCUUCCCGCCAUGGACGAAACAACGUGAAGUGUACGACAAGUGCGUACGAUCACAAAUCGACCACGUUUUGCAGUCACAGCAGCGAGGACAAAUGCAACACGCGACGCUUGUUGCUUACGGUCAAACUGGCACUGGUAAAACUUACACUAUGGGCAUGCUGAGCGAUUUCUCGGACUACAAAGAGCAGGGAUUAAUUCCACGAGCGAUAUCUCAAAUUCUAGAGUUUGCAGACAGCGUGGAGAGCGAAGAAGAUGGGCGGGAAACGGUAGUGACGUUGUCGUUUGUACAGAUUUACCUCGAGACAAUCCAAGAUCUUCUAGCUCUGCCUGGCACGGCUCGGGGAAAGCCACACUCUCGAUCUGGCACUUCUAGCGGCGACCUACCUGUACGUCAAGGACGUGACGGAGCAUUCUACGUCGCCGAUCUAAACGAGUACGAGAUUUCGUCAAUAGAAGACGCACAUGCACUGCUCGAACUUGCGAUGCGUAACCGCGUCUUGGCUGCGACCACGAAAAACAAAACCUCGUCUCGUAGCCAUACGCUGCUCACAAUUUCGAUCAACGAAGAGGAAGACGAUGAAAUCAGCAAUGCUGACGAAGGUGAUCCCAAUCAAGCGUCGACAAUCUCGUUCGUAGACUUGGCUGGUUCCGAGCGUGUGGAUGGAGCGCUACAUUUUCUUCGGGCCACUCGAGCUCGACAGGAGCAACGAAUCCGUGAGGCGAAAUUCAUUAAUCGUUCGCUGAGUGCGUUAGGUGGUGUGAUCGCUGCACUAGCGCAACCGAAACCUGAUGCUACCGGAUCGACUUCUGCGAAUGUUUUGGCUCGGUUAAAUCGUUCUUUUCAGGAUAAAAUGCCGCAUCCGGUCAGGAAUGAGCAGGGGCAACCACAUAUCCGUUUUCGAGAUUCGCAGCUUACAAAGUUACUGCAAGGGCGACUUAUCGGUGGCCGUGGACGUCUACUGCUGAUCGCGACUGUGGACGAUCAAGCGAAAAAUCUUUCAGAGACGCUAUCGACUUUAAAGUUUGCAUCGCAAUGCCGUCGAGUGGAGCUUGAAGAAGGAUCAAGACUUGGUGGGGACAGGAAUGAUCGAGUGAGACGUCAAAAAGCUUUGCUUGACAAGGUGCUUAACGAAAUGAAGAAAAUGCACGAGAACCGGGAGGCAGCGCUGCAUAGUGAAUACCAAGCGCGAAUUGAAGCUUUAGAACGCGAGUUAGAAAGUGUUCGAGCAUCGGCUCAGUCGUUAUCGUGCUCAACACCAGAAGAUGUAGUACCCACGAAUCUUGCAUCGUACACGGCACUCUGCUCACUAGUGGACGCUGUUUGUUCCAUUGAUGAUGACGACGUUCAAUGUAGAGAAAGCAAGCAUCCAAAAGCUAUCGAUUUCCAGACCGAGAAGGAUAUGCUCGAGCUCCGUUUCAUCACAACAGCCUUCCACGCACGAUCAACAUUACAAUGUCGCCAAGCAAUCACUCCCUCUUCGGGCAUCGGCUCAAUCUUCCGACUCGACCAGGACAAGUACCCGGCGAGCACGCAUUGA